Molecule: messenger RNA, 858 nt
Organism: Drosophila takahashii
Lineage: Eukaryota; Metazoa; Arthropoda; Insecta; Diptera; Drosophilidae
Source: RefSeq, a predicted model, not a curated record
AUGAUCACCAACAAGUCCAAGCAGCGAUCGCCAAUAAAAGCGGUUAAAAAAACCUCCAAAUCUCCGGCCAGCAAGGUCGCCAAGCCGAAGAAACAGCAAAAGAAUUCCCUAAAGAAUUCGCUGAAAAAACCUAUGAAGAAUCCCACAAAGAAGCAAGUGAGGCGUUCCCCAUUGAUGCGCACCGCCUUGCAGCCCACAAUUUUGGGCACGGCCAAGGUAAAGAAACCGCUGGCCAAAUCGCAUGUGACCUUCAAGAAGAAGUCGCAUCGCCAGAAGCCCAUUGAUGCCUUGCAAUCCCUGGGAUUGUCCCGAAAGACCAAGCUCAUUGAUGCCAGUCUACAGAAGAAGAACAGUCCUGGUACUCCGGUACUCUUUCUGCUCAAGGAUGCAAAGACCCAGGAAAAGGGUGGCAAGAAAAUGAAGAAGACUCCAAUGGCGGGCAGAAGAAAACAAUAUUUAGAUCACCGGUGGCUGAGACCCCAAAUCGAGACGAGGGCCACCGAGGGUGUGGAUUUCUUCUAUAAUCUCGGCAUGCGUAGGCAGCAACCAGCCAAACAGGAUCAGAAAGUGGGACUACGUGGAGGAGUAGCAGGACUUGAGGGCAGAUUGGCGGGCGGAGGAGGAGGAUCUAGAUUGCCGGGAUCAGUAAGGAACACCAACAAUCCAACAGGCCUCUCGUCCAUUGUCGGUGGUGUUGUGGCAGCCAAGGAUGUGGUGGUUCCGCUGACCAGCCGACUGCCCAUCAUCGACUUUAUCUCCACCAACGAGUUCCAAAAUAUGUACGCCAAUUCCAUCCGGAAGCCGCACAGCAGGAAGAACUCUGGAGGAUCUGCAACCACAACGACCGACAACAUUUAA